AUGGCGAUGUCUCUCUUCCCACUCGAACAGGACCUGUCGUGUCCUGUGUGCUUUGAAAUCUUUAACGACCCAGUGAUUCUGUCCUGCAGUCACAGUUUCUGUAGGACAUGUCUACAGCGGAGCUGGGAGGAGAAAAUGGAAAGAGAGUGUCCUGUCUGCAGGUGUCAGUCAUCAGAAGGUCAUCUUCCUACCAACCUGGCUCUCAGGAGUGCCUGUGAGUCUUUCUUGCAGCAAAAGAGAGCGCGAGACUUAGACCCCCAGAGAUGUCCUCUACACUGUAUGAGGCUUCAUCUGUUCUGUGAGAGAGAUGAGAAGCUGGUGUGUACACAGUGUGUGUCUCAGCAUCAUCAGAAUCACAGUUUCUGCUCCAUCAGUAAGGCUGCCAGCCCUCGUAAGGAAAAGUUGAAGAUUCUUCUAGCAAGGUUGGAGACAAAACGUAAAGUUUUCCAGAAAAGUAAAUACAUCAGUGAACAGGUGGCUGCGCAUAUUAAGUCUCAGGCCCAGAACACAGAAACACAGAUACAGGAGGAUUUUGAGAAGCUUCACCAGUUCCUCAGAGAAGAGGAGGAAGCCACCACAGCUGCACUGAAAGUGGAAGAAGAGAAGAAGAGCCAGAGAAUGAAGAAGAAGAUUCAAGAGCUAGAUAAACAAAUAAUGGAAAUCAUUUCUAGAGUCACAGAAUUAAACAAUAUACUAAAAGAGGACAUCUUGAUUGUACAGGAUUUCAAGAAGGCAAGCGAAAGAGCUGAAUACAUAGUGCCAGAUCCACAACCUCAGGAAUCAGGAGCUCUGAUUGAUGUGGCCAAACAUCUAGGAAAUCUGAGUUACAGAGUUUGUAAGAAGAUGAAGAACGUUUGUCCUUACUUUCCAGUGGUCCUGGACCCGAACACUGCAAACCCCUCCCUCAGUAUUUCUGCAGAUUUUAGCAGUUUUUCAAACUCUGCUGAAAACCCUCAACUUCCAGACAACCCAGAGAGGAUGAGUGCAUAUGAAAGCGUUCUGGGCUCUGAAGGCUUCUCCUCAGGAACUUACAGCUGGGAAGUGGAGGUUGGAAACAGUGAGGACUGGAUUGUAGGAGUGGCUGAAGAAACAGUCAGCAGGAAGGAAACCUGUGGGGCAGUCCCAGAGAAUGGGUUCUGCUGUAUAUGGAGGGAUGGUAAUAAUAUUACAGCUGGACUCUCCCUAAGUACAUCUGAAACUCUAAUGAAAAAACCAACCAUUAAGAGAAUCCGUGUGACACUUAAAUGUCAGGAAGGUCUAGUGAUUUUUUCAAACUCAGAUAAUAACACCGAUUUGCAUACCUUUGCACACAAAUUCACUAAGAAGGUAUAUCCAUACUUCAACAAUGGCAGCAAGAAUGCCUUAAAAGUUAUACAGCAAAGUAACACUGAGAGCAACAGCCUAACACAAAGUUAUUCAUUUCUCAGUAGAUACUUCUUUGGAACCUCCACAUAA
Pygocentrus nattereri (red-bellied piranha) is the source of this 1455-nucleotide messenger RNA. Its product is annotated as zinc-binding protein A33-like. The transcript has 6 exons. The coding region runs from base 1 to 1455 and encodes 484 amino acids. NCBI's taxonomy places the organism in Eukaryota, Metazoa, Chordata, Actinopteri, Characiformes, Serrasalmidae. Gene Ontology annotation, molecular function: protein binding; zinc ion binding. The record is from RefSeq and is a predicted model, not a curated record.